Cryptotermes secundus is the source of this 1176-nucleotide messenger RNA. RefSeq names its product E3 ubiquitin-protein ligase sina. Gene Ontology annotation, cellular component: cytoplasm. Bases 119 to 877 code for a protein of 252 amino acids. Lineage: Eukaryota; Metazoa; Arthropoda; Insecta; Blattodea; Kalotermitidae. Gene Ontology annotation, biological process: proteasome-mediated ubiquitin-dependent protein catabolic process; multicellular organism development. Gene Ontology annotation, molecular function: ubiquitin conjugating enzyme binding; zinc ion binding; ubiquitin protein ligase activity. The record is from RefSeq and is a predicted model, not a curated record. The transcript has 2 exons.
UAGUGUAGCGGCGGUCGAAGGCACAUUCAUCCGUCCCAUCUGCGAGCUCAGUUGCACGGAACGUUGCAAGUGGACAUCAGAGCGCUUCUGAGAAGUCACGGGUACUAGGUACAAGAACAUGGACACACUUUCCAAGGACCUCCUCCAGGAACUAGAGUGUCCUGUCUGCAUGGAGUACAUGCUGUCACCCAUAACCAUGUGCGAGAAAGGCCACAACAUCUGCAGCAACUGCAGAAGGGUUCUGACCAAGUGUCCGACCUGUAAUCAACAAUUCAUCAACGCCAGGAACGUAUCCCUCGAGAAGCUGGCCCGAGAUAUGCAGUAUCCGUGUAUCUACAGGAAAUCCGGUUGUAAGAAAGUCAUUUUCCAAGAAGAGAUAUCAGGACAUCAAGCAGAAUGUCCUUACGGUUCCCAUAUGUGUCCUUUCGCAAAACUAUCAAAUGAUAACUGCAAGUGGGAAGGUGCGGUUGCUGAUAUCAAAGCCCACAUCCGAUCUGAACAUCAUGGGCGUCUCAGUGUCGUCAAGGGAAAGCAGUCAAUCGUCUGCACAAAUUACACUUACUGUAGGGCGCUGUUUGCCGUUGGCGAAGUUUUCCUGUAUUUCUCCAAAGUUAAGGACGGUGUAUUCUACAUCUGCAUCCUGUAUGUUGGACCAAAGGAGAGGGCAACAGACUUCAGAUACAAGAUAACGAUCACCACAACGGACAGAAGGGAAACAGCGUCAAUGAGUUUGAUGACCAGAAGCUUCAUGGAAGAUAUUCAGGAAAUAUUUGGAAAUGGGAAUUGUGCUUUUUUCCAUUAUAAUUUUGUUAUGAAUUGUACACGUGUGUUCAAGGGGCUACCAAUUGAAAUUGAAAUUACGUCUGUUGACAGAUAAGUGAUAUUUCUUGAGGGUAUUAACUCGAAGUGUUUAGAUGGGCACUAAAGAAAGCGAGACAAGUGUAACCGGACUUACUCAGUAGAGGUGACUGUCGUUGUACACUGUUUUGUUAUCCGCGUGUUCCAAUCUCUGUUGUCUUAUUUCAGUGUCAUGCGCAACAUCAGCUUUCCACUAGCAGCUACUGCAGAGGCCGCUGCGCAUGCCCAGUGAGUUGUGCGCGAAGCUCCCCUCACUCGACCGCCUCUUUGGUCCAGUGGUCAGAGUUCCUGGCUACAGAUCCAGAGGUCUGGGUUCGA